UAUAGGGAGCAUGCGCGGUGGAGCUUGUGAUGGCAGUCGAGUGCAUGGUGAGAAGGUUAACGUUAGCUUCACGGUUAAUGUGAAGUUCUACUAAAGUUUCGUUUAUUUUAGAGGGUUUUGGUGUGACUGCCCUCAGUGUGUGCUUCAGUCCAAACUUCAGACUCAGUCACUAGUGAGUGUGUCACAUGGCGGGUCUGUCGAACUACGCGAUGCGUAUGGCCAGGCUCAGCGCACAGAUCUUUGGCGGAGUUGUACGUACGACAGACACCAAGUCCAUGAAAGUAGUCAAACUCUUUCAGGAGACUCCCCUGGCCAAGAGGAAGGAGGUGUACGACUGGUAUCCACAGCACAAGAUCUACUACGCCAUGACCCAGAAACUCCGCUUCAUGGGCCUGUUCAGAGAUGAACAUGAAGACUUUAAGGAGGAGAUGCGUCGACUGAGGAAACUCCGAGGAAAAGGCAAACCAAAAAAAGGAGAAGGAAAAAGAGCAACCAAGAAAAAAUGAGCUGCCACAUUUCUACUGCUGCUGCUCCGUCACAAGCGCUGUCUGUCUGUGUGGAAGUGGAUAGCAUCGGACUGUGGACGCUGUCACUUCAUGUGCAGUUUGUUUAAAGCAGUCAGGACUGAUGAUCGCAGGAGCAGAAAGGAACAUCCAGCUGCUUUGUCUGAAGUUCUUUUAUGUUGGCAAAUGUUUUGGACUGAAAUACAUUCUUUUGUUGUAUGUUGUCACAUUUUGAAAUAAAGAUGCGGGAGAUGAAUUCCAAAGUUAUCUUCUA
Sphaeramia orbicularis (orbiculate cardinalfish) is the source of this 777-nucleotide messenger RNA. It is a transcript of the gene mrps33, whose product is annotated as mitochondrial ribosomal protein S33. The record is from RefSeq and is a predicted model, not a curated record. Gene Ontology annotation, cellular component: mitochondrion. Bases 186 to 506 code for a protein of 106 amino acids. Lineage: Eukaryota; Metazoa; Chordata; Actinopteri; Kurtiformes; Apogonidae. The transcript has 3 exons.